AUGAGCGACCGCAGCACCCGGCGCAACCCGAGGAAGAAGUCCCGGUACGAAUCAAGCUCAGACGACGGCCACUCAGCAAUCUGCUCCGAGAAGGGCGGCGACAGCGACAGCGGCGGGAGCUACGCCCCAGCCAGCACGGCCUCGUCGCGGAGGCGGUCCAGCUCGCGGUCCCAUCACCAUUCACACCACCACCGCGACCACUCCCGCUCCUCGCACCGCAGCCACUCCCACAGGCACCACCAGCGGUCCCACCGGCACAGCCACCACCACCACCGCCGCCAGAAGCUGCUGGGCCCGGCCGAGGAUGGCGAGAAGGCGCACGACGGCGGAAUGGCCCUCGCGGUCCGGGAGGACUACCAGGUGCAGACGGUCCCGCGCGCACACCACCGUGGCGACGAUUCGGACGACGGGGAGGAGGUCUACGACCACCGGCCCAAGCCGCUCUCGCACCGCGGCCACAGCCACGCGGGCGUUAGUAGCGCCGGCGGUCGCGGCGGGGCGCGGGCCCAGCAGGCCAGCGACGCGGACAAGGGCUUCUUCAUGGCUGCCGCGGCGCUAGCCGUCUCGUUGAUCAUUUGCUGCGGCGAGGCGGAUAAUGACUGA
Diaporthe citri is the source of this 603-nucleotide messenger RNA. RefSeq lists its product as uncharacterized. The transcript has a single exon. NCBI's taxonomy places the organism in Eukaryota, Fungi, Ascomycota, Sordariomycetes, Diaporthales, Diaporthaceae. The record is from RefSeq and is a predicted model, not a curated record. The coding region runs from base 1 to 603 and encodes 200 amino acids.